AUGUCUAAUACUUCUUUUAUUCCUUCGUCCUUAUACCGUAAUAAAAAUACAUCCAAGUUAUUAAAAACUUCAAAUACAUUUACUUCAACGAACCGAGUCUCUUCUUCUACCACUUUGGUAACAAAUCCACCAUUGUCUUUAGCAGCAUCAAAGUUGAAUAAAGAUACAACUUUUCUUUACAAGAAAGCUUUGUAA
Messenger RNA from Entrophospora candida, 195 nucleotides. The record is from the annotation of a GenBank genome assembly. Lineage: Eukaryota; Fungi; Glomeromycota; Glomeromycetes; Entrophosporales; Entrophosporaceae.